Molecule: messenger RNA, 3498 nt
Organism: Brassica napus (rape)
Lineage: Eukaryota; Viridiplantae; Streptophyta; Magnoliopsida; Brassicales; Brassicaceae
Product: probable DNA-directed RNA polymerase III subunit rpc6
Exons: 1
Coding region: 412-1092 (226 amino acids)
Biological process (GO): transcription by RNA polymerase III
Cellular component (GO): RNA polymerase III complex
Source: RefSeq, a predicted model, not a curated record
UAUAUAUUAAUAAUUUGACCAAAUAAAUAUUAAGGAUAAAAAUAAAUAUUUUUGGUAAUUAAGCCUAAAAAUGUAAGCAUUUCCUUAAUAUUUAUUUCGCAAAUCCUCAAUUGUUUCUUUAAUUAUUAUCUAAACUCCUAUUUUCUUCUAUUUAAGAUCAACCCAAUGUGAUAUAUAGGGUUUUUUUCGCUUACUUACAAGUUACCUUCGCAUUCCUAUCAUCGUCUGCUUCUCUCUUCUCCUGGCUCCUCGCGCAGAAUCCUCGCUUCCUAAAAUCUCAAGAUAGAAUAUCCUUUUCAUCUCCAAGAAACUAAACUAGAGGUAAAUGGAAUCUGAUCUUCCCUCAAACGCUGUUGUAUCUUGAGUGAGUCUAUAAAGAUUAUCCGUGUGUUUUCAGAGUGAUUAGAAAAGAUGAGUACACGAAGACGCCCUGCAGCGCCGAUAUCAUCGUCAAGUGGUAUGACCGAAGACACGAAGAAGAUCCUAGGUUUUAUACGUAGCAAGCAAGGCAUUGGUGCAACUAAAUACGAGAUUACAGCAGGGACAAGCAUCCAACAAGCCCUCGUAACAAAAGCCACCACUUCUCUCAAGAAGAGCAAACUCAUCAAAGAAGUUUCAAACAAAGGGGGCAAACACUUUCUUGCAAUGGAGUUCGAGCCUUGUAAGGAGCUACAAGGUGGGCAUUGGUACGUCGAUGGAGCUCUUGACGUUUCCAUGAUCGAAGGUCUCAAGGAGUUUUGUGUCAAGAGAAUUGAGCAGCUCAAGAACGAGGUUGUUACACUUGAUGUUAUAUAUUUGUGUUUUAAAAAGGACACGUUGACUAGAGAGCAGAUUAAGGAGAUACUCGAUAACUUGGUUUUGGAUAACGUUAUCAUGGCGGUGAAGAGCAAUGGGUCGAGUGAGCAUUCCGCUUUGAGAAUCGGUGAAGUUUGCUAUAAACUGAUCGGUAAAAAAUCAGGUGGUGGUGAAGCUAGAGAUGGAGCUUUUGCUUCUAUACCUUGUGGGGCUUGUCCACAUAUAGGGCUUUGUACACCUGAUGGGGCUAUCUCUCCAACAACAUGUGUUUAUUAUCAGAAGUGGUUAGACUUUUAGCUUCUUUUUUGGUUUUAAGUUUGAAUUUGGACAUAAGAUGUAAUAAUACUUCAAGGUGUUUUGACAGAACUAAAACAAGAAAACAUGAAUGGAGGAUUAUGAUCUUCUAUAUGGUUUAGUUAUCUUGUAUUAAUGUUGUACAUUCACUGCAAAACAUGUAAUAAUCAGGAUCAACAUUCAUUGUAAAACCAACCUAGUUUAGAAGAAAUAAUGAAAAAUGGAUGCCUCCAUUCAACAACCUUGUUAGCGUUUAGGAAUGUUUAUCUUGGAUACCGUAUCUAUUGAUUAUGAUUAAUGACAAUUUAGGAAGGAAUAGUGUUUAGGAAUAUGAUGACUAUGUAUUCCUGUCUGCAUCUUGGCAUUGCCCCAUCUCUUUUAUAUUAUCAAAUAUGGUACCUUUGUUUUGUAGAUGUUGAGAGUCAUUCUAGAUAGAUGUUUAUAUAGAUAACCAUGAGCACCAAGUACACCAUAUUUAUUGUGUCAUCCAUCAGGCCAGCAUCAGAGGAUAUGCCUUCGUUAAACACUUUUUAAGUAGCCCCCCACCCAAAAAAGAAACAAAUGGGUCGAAUCUGCUUCGGGUAAUUAACAUUAAUGGACCAAAAUAGUAACACAAGGCCGGCCCAAAUGUAACAGAUAUUGUUACGAGCUUAGAGUGUAGCUCAGAACCCUCAAAUUUAUAGUUAGGGCAAAAAGUAAGGUCCUACCGGGAGUCGAACCCAGGUUGCUGGAUUCAAAGUCCAGAGUGCUAACCACUACACCAUAGAACCGGAUGGUCUUUCCAUCAACAAAUACAAAGUUAGUAAUGUUAUACAAAGCUUUUGUGCAAAAAAAGAAACAUGCAUAUUCUUCAGUUUCCAGCUUUGUAAAUAAUAUGUAGCCAUUGUAGUAGGCUAAUUAUCUAGGAGAAGAUGGGAGACUGACGGUUGAAAAAGACGGUAUUUUCCCUCUAUAUAUAUCUGCUAAAUAAGGAUUUCUAUGAAUUAGAAUAUGUCAUUGUUUAUUUUAGUAACUAAGAGUGUCCGGCGGACCGAACCUAACCAAUUAAUCAUAUAGGGCAUGUUCACCGGUGACAGAUAGAUCUGGUUGCUCGUAAUAAAAACUAUAUAAUUAUGUUGCAUAACACAUAUGUUUAAUAUUGUGAGAUUGAUUCAAACCCGGAUCGUUUAUCUCACUAUAAUUCGCCUACCACUAGACCAUUCAUGUAUGGUUAACACCGAAAGAUAGUCUCUUUCAUCAAAAGAGGGCUGCAUAACUUACAUCACUGAAUAAAUACAAUGUCUCGGUUUUUGAUAAAAGAGGGAUGCAUAACGUGCGUGAACCACCAAGGAAAAAAAAAACAAUUUUUCUGUUUCUUUUUGUAAAUAUAUAUUCAAUAUAAGUAUGUCUAAACAUAUAUGUAUAAGUUUGUGCAUGGCCUAGUACAUUCCAUUGGUUUGUUACUUCUUACUUACAAUCAAAACCGAUAUUAUUAAAAUGUAUAUAUUUUCUUAUAUAAAUCUGAGCAGAUAAUCUUAAUGAUAUAAUUUGUUUAACUAAAAACCCAAAAUGUUUAAAUAUUUGGAAAAGAGGGAAAAUGUUGGUGCACCAAAAGAAAACUGGCCAACUGUACUAAAGCCAAAUGAAGGAGCCUUACUUAAACGUUUUGCCUAACAGUGGAUGGAGAUAAUCUUCAUAUAUAAAUUCAUAUUUUCGAGUAUAAUCAAUUUUUUCAUAUAUAUGCAUAAAAUACGCACUCUCACAUUCAUAAUACAAAUAAACAAGUUGCCAAGUGUUCUAUCAGAUUUUAGGGAAGACCAACAUUAUUGUUUUAGUUAGUGUGUUAGAAAAAAAAGAAAUGAGAAACAAUUUUUUUUGGAAAAGUGAAAGAAAAAGAGACAAAAAAAACACAAAAGUAUUGAUAUUAUCAUGUUCUUCUUUUAUAUGGGAGUGGAAGCAUCACUCAUAUAUUGUCCAAUAAAGCCUUCAAUAAUUAGAGAUAUCAUUCUACACGAAAGAAAAAAAUAAAAAAUUUGGUACGUUACACGCAAACCUUAUCUCCCUUAAAAAAAUUAAAACGUUUUUCUAACACCAAAACUUUUCUUUCUAAAUUUGAUAAUUAAUUGCUAGGGAAAUAAAAUCUUAUAGGGUGCAGAUUCCAACUUAGUUUUGAUCUUAUUGGAAAAUUGAUCUAUUUUUAUUAAUCCUAUACGAUAUCUGCAUUCUUGUUAUAUUUAACGCUGGGUUUACAUUAUUCAAGAGUGGAAAAUAGAGAAAUUACACAUUCAGAUUCAUAUAUUUAUAAAUCAAACUAAAAACAUGAACUAAACAUCAAAAAGAAAUUAAUUUUCACCAAAAAAAAAAGCAAAUUCAUAGAUGUGAAAUUUAGGUUAUCUAUUUCUUACAGAUGUGAUAUAUAUUAUCUAAGGC